Molecule: messenger RNA, 2157 nt
Organism: Aspergillus clavatus NRRL 1
Lineage: Eukaryota; Fungi; Ascomycota; Eurotiomycetes; Eurotiales; Aspergillaceae
Gene: arg2
Product: acetyl-CoA:L-glutamate N-acetyltransferase
Exons: 3
Coding region: 1-2157 (718 amino acids)
Biological process (GO): L-arginine biosynthetic process
Cellular component (GO): mitochondrial matrix
Molecular function (GO): L-glutamate N-acetyltransferase activity, acting on acetyl-CoA as donor; arginine binding
Source: RefSeq, a predicted model, not a curated record
AUGAACCCCAACGCUGUGUGGCCGCGAACGGCCCAGUCUUCGCUCAAGAAACACCAAGUCUCGCUGUGUACAUGUCAGCGCCGAUCGCAUUAUCGUCUUCGAUCCUUUUCCACUUUCGCCGACCGCAAAAUCCACCAGAGCGCCGGCUUUUCGUCCAGCAGCAAGAACCAUGAUCGGCUGAGCCACCGAGCGAGGGAAAAGCUGCUCGAUCGGGAAUUCUUUUUGAGCUUGCUGAGCUCCGCGUCGACGCAGAGAGAAGCCAAAUCCUACCUGGCUCGGUUGAAGGCGCAACAUCAACCAGACCUCCCCCAGAAACCCACUUCAGCACCGGCCAGCACCGCUAAAAUCCCCCCUUUACCAUCCGGAGUCAAUCUCGGAUCAUUCUACGGCGCCUCAAGAUCGGUGUACGAAACCCCCGUGUUCCGCCAGGGUCCCACCCCCACGCCUCGUCAGGACCAACCUGAAAGGCUUCAUCUGGCAUUGGUCAAACUGUCGAUUCCGCAAACGCUCGAUGACACGAUUAUCGAUGGAGUCGCAAAGACCCUGGCGCAGCUGGAUAGACUGGGUCUGACAUGCUGUGUCAUGAUUGAUCCCGGGGCGGCAGAAGAUGCACGCCUUCUUCGCACACUUGCUACUGAGCAAGCCGACCGUCUAGCAAUUGCAAUCCACAAGCAGCCCGACUCCAAGUCCCUUCGACUUGAUUCGGUGUUGUCCGUCGACCCAGCCACCCCCCAUCUCCCUAAAGUGCUCUCCCGCAAAGCUCUUCUGAAGCCACUACGCGACGGCCACACCGUCAUUCUGACCCCCAUUGCGUAUACGGAGGAUGUUCCACGGGCUGUUAUGGUAUCAGCAGAUGACGCUGUGCUUGCCUUGACCAGAGAGCUGGCCGGUCUUGCGACGUUUCCGGAUCCCGACGAGGAUCCCCUGACUACCGCUGAACGGAUCGGUAGACUCCAAAAGGAGGUAUCUUUAGACCGGGUGAUUCUGCUGCAUCCACUAGGAGGUAUUCCCGCUUUCAACUGGAGGCAGUCAUCCCAUGUUUUCAUCAACAUGGAGCAAGAAUACGAUGACAUCGAAAACGAGUUACUGCAAGCGAGGGACGUCAUAUCGGCGGGAGAUGCGAACUUGACGGCGUCUGACAUCCUCCAGCAUCCGUCCUCCGUGGCGGUCAGCAACCCUCUCUCUAAGUUCGUCCACAAAGAGAUUGUGCCCUUGCCUCCAGCCCGGUCACUGAGUCCAAUGGUCCCAGAAGCCCAAAGAAGCGCAGUCGAGGGUCACUUGGAAAACCUGCGUUUGUCCCAGAAAGCGCUUGCAAUGUUACCAUCCGCUUCCUCGGGCAUCAUCACCUCGCCAAUUGAAGUGGCCAACUCGGCGAAAACAGACCAACCGUCGGACCUUUCAGUCGUAGGUACUCGACGACAAAGGAACCCACUCAUUCACAAUCUCCUGACCGACAAGCCAUUGCUCUCCUCUUCCCUACCAAUGAGCAGGCGUGGGCCCAUCAUCAGCGCGCAGGGUAUCUUGAACCCGGUAACUUCCCAUACGACAUUUGUCAAACGCGGCAUGCCUUUGACCAUCCUGCCCAAUCCGUGGGUGAAGCCGUGGUCCGCCCAGCGUCAGCCACGGCUGAGGCUGGACGAUCCCAGCAUUGACCUCCCUCGAUUAGUUCAUCUCAUCGAGGACUCUUUCAACCGGAAACUCGACGUACAAGACUACCUCAACCGUGUCAAUGACCGCCUCGCCGGUUUGAUCAUUGCGGGUGAAUACGAGGGCGGCGCCAUCCUAACAUGGGAGCUCCCUCCUGGAGUCCAGGAUGAUGGCAGUGCUGAAAACAGUGCGCGAAUGGUCCCUUACCUGGAUAAGUUCGCUGUCCUCAAACGCAGCCAAGGGGCAGGAGGUGUAGCAGAUAUCGUGUUCAAUGCCAUGGUGCGCACUUGCUUUCCCAAUGGCGUGUGUUGGCGAAGCCGCAAAAACAAUCCGGUCAACAAGUGGUAUUUCGAACGGUCUCUAGGCACAUGGAAACUGUCCGAUACCAAUUGGACCAUGUUUUGGACGACCCCUGGGCUCGUAGAGGAUUCGCAGAAAUUCCGGGAUUACGAGGCCGUAUGUCGAAGCAUCCAGCCAAGCUGGGCUGAGGAUACUGGCGUGGUAGACUGA